Durio zibethinus is the source of this 1742-nucleotide messenger RNA. RefSeq names its product putative plant SNARE 11. The record is from RefSeq and is a predicted model, not a curated record. NCBI's taxonomy places the organism in Eukaryota, Viridiplantae, Streptophyta, Magnoliopsida, Malvales, Malvaceae. Gene Ontology annotation, biological process: vesicle fusion. Gene Ontology annotation, molecular function: SNAP receptor activity; SNARE binding. Gene Ontology annotation, cellular component: endoplasmic reticulum membrane; Golgi apparatus; late endosome membrane.
UUCACCAGUUCACCCUCCGAGCCAAAACCCCUCCCCCUCCAAAACGACCAUCGAAGCCAAAAAAACAGGGGGAAAAAAUAAUAAUUCUAAAAAAAAAAACUUAAAAAAUAAUUUAAAAUAUAAAAAAUUGUAUGUAGAUCACGAGAACACCUUGUAUGAUAAGCUCUUUUGGAUCGGGUGGGGAGGCAAUGGCGUCAAACUUUUAAAAAACCUUCCUUUUUUUUUGUCUCCCCCGAUCCUUUCCAAAGAAAGAAGCCUUCGCAUCGCACGGAAUCGGAUUUCAAAUGUCGUAACAUUUUGAUUAUUUCUUUUGGAAAGAUCGAUGUUAUUUGCUUUCUGAUCUGCAAUUGAAUAUUCGCUUCAAAUUUUCUGUUCUUGUUGAGUUCUUGUGGAGAAUUUACGAUUCAUUGGCUCGGCAUUGUGCCGAUCUGAUCCGAUCCGGAUUUUGAAUCUGCUGUUUUAGUGCUUUUGCCGUCGCGUCUUUGAAUCGUCAAUUGAGAAUUCAUUUAAUGCUUGAAGACUGAAUUUAAAUUGAGAGAGGAGAUAUUCCGUUUCGUCUAGGAUUGAAAGAUGGAUCCUUUAGCUGCGGUCAGCGAAGAGCUAGUGGAGAUCGACGGACAAAUCGCCGACAUUUUUCGAGCUUUAUCAAAUGGGUUCCAGAAACUGGAGAAGGUUAAGGAUGUUAACAGGCAGAGUAGGCAAUUGGAAGAGCUUACCGACAAGAUGCGCGAGUGUAAGAGGCUCAUCAAAGAGUUUGAUAGAGAAGUGAAGGAAAUGGAGAGUAGAACUGAUGCAAACACCCACAAAAUGCUGAAUGAAAAGAAGCAGUCAAUGAUCAAGGAAUUGAAUUCAUAUGUUGCCCUUAAGAAGCAACAUCAAAGCAAUCUUGAGAGCAACAAACGAGUUGAUCUCUUUGAUGGGCCUAAUGAAGGCUUUGGGGAAGAAAAUGUCUUGCUAGCUUCAUCUAUGACAAAUCAACAGCUAAUGGAUAGAGGAAAUCAGAUGAUGGAUGAGACUGAUCAAGCCAUUGACAGGGCUAAGAAGGUUGUUCAAGACACUGUCGAUGUAGGAACUGAGACUGCUGCAGCUCUCAAGGCUCAGACUGAACAAAUGAGCAGGAUAGUUAAUGAGCUGGAUUCUAUACAUUUUUCAAUCAAGAAAGCAUCUAAAUUGGUCAAAGAAGUUGGUAGGCAGGUUGCUACUGAUAAAUGCAUUAUGGCAUUGUUGUUUCUUAUUGUCAUUGGUGUCAUAGCCAUCAUAAUCGUGAAGCUUGUGAAUCCAAACAGUAAGGACAUCCGAGAUAUUCCAGGAUUAGCACCACCGGCAAUGAACCGACGGUUACUUUGGACUCCUGAUUGAAGAGUUAGAAUGAACCAUCUGAUGAUUUGUCAGGAUUUUUUGCAGCCACAUUGAAUUGAAGAAUCACCAGCUAUAACCCCGGUGGCUACAAUAGUUGGAGAACUGAUAUGGUUGUGGAAUUGAUCUUAUUUUACGAUAGUUUUGGUGAAUGCAUGAAGAGUUUGGCAGAACUUCCCACGUGCUACCCCCAGGACAUUUUUCUUCCUAGACUGAAGAAAUUAACCCCGUACACGAGAGGGAAGGUUAUGUAUUUGAGAGCGCAUUGGUUCGUAGCAUACCUUGUAUAAUAUAACACCUGCAUGAUUCUUUAUUUCUUUUACUCUCUACAUUGUUCUGGAUUUUCGAUGUAGUGCUUUUAUUUCUACCAUUGAGUUAUUUUAGAU